Molecule: messenger RNA, 888 nt
Organism: Adineta steineri
Lineage: Eukaryota; Metazoa; Rotifera; Eurotatoria; Adinetida; Adinetidae
Source: the annotation of a GenBank genome assembly
AUGGCAACAUCUGUCAAGGUGAAUCAUCGUCUGUUGGCUAGUUUUCGUGAUGAACCCAAGCGAAUACUCAAACCGAUUCAUGGUUACGAAGAAGAAAUGCUGUUACCUUUAAAAGAAGCAUGCAGACCAUUAGAAAAAAUACUUGGCAAAGAAUUAAGACAAAAUAUAAUUAUUUCUUCUAUUAAUUCGAUAGGAUGCAACAAAGAACUUACUCGAUGUGAAUCAUCAUCGAUUUAUUUAUACACAAUGGAAUGGAGUAUACCUGAAAAUAGUCUUUAUGCUGUACUUAAUCGAACACUUCGUUUAUCUGACAGGAAGAAACUUCGACCAUGGUUUAGAUAUCUUAAGUUAUUUCUCACGGCUUUCUACAAAUUACCUCCAAGUGAAUAUAAAACGGUAUGGCGUGGUGUUCGAGAAGAUCUGACUGCCCUCUAUUCAAGAGGAAAAGAAAAGACUUGGUGGUCAUUCAAUUCUUGUACAUCUUCAAUCAAUGUUCUACAAUCUCCGUUCUAUUUGGGAAAUUCGAAAACACAAACAAUAUUUUCAAUAGAAACCUACAGUGGAAAAUUCAUUAAUGCACACUCAAGUUUUGAAGAAGAAGACGAAAUUCUUCUUCUUCCUGGUACAUGCUUCAAAGUAAUUGAUGUAUCAUAUUCAGCACAAGGUCUACAUACUAUUCAUCUUUGUGAAAUUCCAUCGUUUUGUCCCGUCAUUGUCGAACCAUUUCCUCUUAGGCAACUAAAUCAAGCAUUAUCGCGAUUAAAAACAUCAUCACCACCAUCAACAUCGCACAGUUCAGAAAACAAUCAGGAAUAUAUGCCACAAUUAAAUACAUCCAUCUCAAUAACUCCAAAGAAAGGUAGAUUAUCAAAUCUUUGCACAAAAUAA